CACCUCUCUAAAAACCUGCCAUUUGCCCUCCUAAUUUAAAUUUCUUUCGAAAAUCCCCACAAAACCCUUCUUCAUUUCUCUGCAACAACAAACUAAAAACCCUAGAAAUCAAUUCAAUCGCCUCCGUCGUCACCGUAACGCUUACAAUGCACCCUCACUCCUACACGCUCGAUUCCCUCUCCAAAUCUCAAGAACUCGCGUCGGCGAUCCUCUCAUCGUCGACCGCUUCGCAGAUCUCUUCAGUAUGCGGCUCCAUCGAGUCAUUUCUACACUCGCACACACCUGAUCCUCAAUCUCGCCACUUCUUCUCUCUAACUUUCCCGACCUUAAUCUGCAAACUCUACGGCUUCUGCGACACACCACCGCCAUUAACUCCAAACGGACCUCAUUUCACCACGUCAUCCCCGUCUUCUAACGGAUGGAUUGAUGUCGUUUAUCAAUCAAACGACACUGAUCUUGCCUCUAAAGUUUUCAACCUGCUAUCUCCGAACGGUGUCCUUUUCCAAUCAAUUUCAGCCGUUGAUCGUCAAUCGCUUGUUAAAUACGUAUUCCCGGUGGAGCGGUUGCCGGAGUGGACUAGGUUAUUGCUGUCGAGUGAAAAGGAUUGUGACGUGUUAAACAAUCUUUGCCCUUCUCUUAGAGGUAAAAUUAAAGAGGAUUCAGUUAAAGGUGCUUCUUUAUAUUACCAGGUUCAGCUGAAUGUUUUCGAGUAUUUCAUGUUUUGGUUUGCUUAUUACCCGAUUAUGAAAGGAAAUUGUGAAAAUUUUAAUAGUAAUAAUAAUUUUACACUAAAAAGCAGGGUUAAGAAGUCAAACUUGGAGAAUUGGACUAAAUCGAUUACCGGACUUUCGAUUUCGAAGCGUGGAAAUGAACAGAAAUUGGAAUGCAAUUUAUAUUUGAGGCUUUUAUAUGCAUAUUUGCGUGCUUUUGUUCCUGUUUCUGAUUUAGGUUCGCAUAAUCUGCCUUAUCAUAGUUCACUCUUGCACUAUGGGUGUGUGACAAAUGAUGGGUUAAAUGAUGGGUAUGAGGCAGUAUCGUUGAGAGCUGCGUUUAUAGUUGAUACAUUGGUGAACUAUUGGUUGGUUGAUACUGAUUUCUCGCCGUUGAAUGUUAAUGUUAGUAAAAUAUUUGGGUUGUCAUUUCCGCUGAGGUCAGUUUUAGGUGAGACUCCUCCUACACCUAAUCUUGGCGAGGUGGUGAAAUUGUUGGUUAGGUACUUGAAUUUGAGUGCAAAUGUGGUUAAAGAGGGUACUGACCGCGUGGGUAGUGCUAAUUGGAACAGGGUAUCGUUGAGUUCAUUUGAUGUGAAAUCAACUGAUUUUGCUGCCUCUGUGAAUGAUUCUCUUUUAUAUAUGGACGGCUCGUGGAAUUUGAGGAUUCAAAGACCAUUGUAUAGGUUUAUCUUGAGGACCUUUUUAUUCUGUCCGGUGGAAACUACUAUAAAGAAUGCUUCACAGGUGUUUGGGAUUUGGAUUAGUUACUUGGAACCAUGGAAGAAUGGAUUCGAUGAUUUUGCGGAGCUUGAUUCUAUUGUUGGUGAAUUAGGGAAAGAUGUGAAGAAAGAAAACUACAGGAGGAAUGAGAAUGGAUAUUCAUCUUUGUGGCAGCACUAUAUAUUGUCUAAUUACUUGUACUAUAGCUCCUUGGUUAUGCAUUUCAUUGGGUUUGCACACAAGUUUCUUCAUGCUGAUCCAGAAGUGAUAGUCCAGAUGGUGUUGCAGGUUAUGAAAAUACUGACAUCAUCCCAGGAGUUGACUGAUCUAAUAAAGAAUGUGGAUGCUGUUUUUCAUUCCAAACAAUCCGGAGUAGGGAAGUCAAUACGUAACGGCUUACAUAAAUACAUUACUUUAAUUCGUGAACAAUUGCAGGAUUGGGAGGAUGGUUUAUGCGAAAGUGAUGCUGAUGGAUCUUUCUUGCAUGAGAACUGGAAUAAGGAUCUAAGACUCUUUAGCAAUGGAGAAGAUGGUGGGCAACAGCUCCUUCAGCUGUUCAUAUUGCGCGCUGAAGCUGAGUUGCAAGCAAACUAUGGUGAUAACCUUGCCCACAACCUUCAGCUUAUUGAUUCACUGAAGGCACAAUUAAGCUACUUAUUUGGUGAUUCAACCGUCAGACGGCUUUCAUUUACUCCAGAAACGAAACAAUGCGAUCAAUCAAGGGAUGAAUUGUUCAAGCCCAGAAGAUCCGGCAACCAGGCAUGGGCUGAUGUAAAAUACAAGGGUGACUGGAUGAAGCGGCCCAUAUCUGAUGAUGAGGUUUCAUGGCUUGCAAAAUUGCUAGUGUGGUUGUCUGAUAAGCUGAAUGAUAGUCUUGGAUUGAAUCAAGCACAAUGCAGUGACAUAGUCCCCGAAUGGUCAGAGAAGCUGAAUGAUAGUCUUGGGCUGAAUCAAGCACAAAGCAGUGACAUAGUCCCCAAAUGGUCAUACGUGGAGGUGUCGAGUGACAUGGAAAAUGUGUGUGGGCCCACUGAUACGAUAAAGCUGAUGUUGUGUGCUAUUGGUUCUUGGUUUCUGGCACUGUGUGCUGCAGCAACAAGAUUUAUGAGACAACAUGGUCUGCGGGUAAAUCUCAGGAUGCUGGCUUCAAAGAAGAUCGUGAUGGUGUUGCUCAUCUCUGUUAUAUUCAGUGUACUGAAAAGAGCUUUUGGAAUGUUUUAUAGAGUGUAGAUAAGAGUGAAUAAACUAGAAUACUAUGGAAAAUGUGAAAAAUCCGAGAUUGCACAGUUUUUGUAACACAAAAUGGAAAGAAAAAAACCUAAAGAAAGAAAGAAAAGUAGGAGUAUGAUUUAUUUUCAGGUUUUGCUUCAUACAGUUUUUUUCUUUGGAAUUUUUUUGUAUUCUCCUUGUAAAUGAUCAUGACAUGCAAUAUGAAAAAUUGGCAGUUUUCUUGAA
Messenger RNA from Mercurialis annua (annual mercury), 2888 nucleotides. RefSeq lists its product as uncharacterized. The transcript has 4 exons. The coding region runs from base 147 to 2663 and encodes 838 amino acids. The record is from RefSeq and is a predicted model, not a curated record. Lineage: Eukaryota; Viridiplantae; Streptophyta; Magnoliopsida; Malpighiales; Euphorbiaceae.